This is a messenger RNA of Penicillium manginii, 489 nucleotides long. RefSeq lists its product as uncharacterized. The coding region runs from base 1 to 489 and encodes 162 amino acids. The record is from RefSeq and is a predicted model, not a curated record. The transcript is spliced from 2 exons. NCBI's taxonomy places the organism in Eukaryota, Fungi, Ascomycota, Eurotiomycetes, Eurotiales, Aspergillaceae.
AUGGAUUUACAUUUCCCUAUUGUCCCAUCGUUCGACCGUUUCCAGCCGAGCCCUGCCAAACGAUUCGUGGCCUUGACACAGCGUCCCGGCUUCCUUGGUCCAGCUUAUAUCGAUAACAUCUUUCGUGGUCUCAAGCCCGUGCAUCCUGACCAAUUAAUGGGAGAGUGGGACGGAUUCGUUCUAUCUACAGGGCAUCCGUUUGAGAAAGAACUGGACGAGUUGAAUUGGUUCGGCAACACAUUUGAUUCUACCGAGGAUGUCGCUCCGCUCAUAGUGGCGAGAAAUGGGGAGAGGAUACGUUUUGAAGAUUGGGGAAGUGCUUCGUUACGCGAGGUAAAAUACCAAGGCGUGGUCUCCGCUUCUCUGGUCUACGACGAACGGCCAGUCAUCGUAUACUAUCGAGCUGUACGUCCAAACAUGGUUGCAGGUGUCAUGGAAAAUAAAAGUUUUGGUAGAGCAGGAAAGUUCUAUUUCUAUCUUACGAAGUAA